Molecule: messenger RNA, 1720 nt
Organism: Antechinus flavipes (yellow-footed antechinus)
Lineage: Eukaryota; Metazoa; Chordata; Mammalia; Dasyuromorphia; Dasyuridae
Gene: GNPNAT1
Product: glucosamine-phosphate N-acetyltransferase 1
Exons: 6
Coding region: 114-668 (184 amino acids)
Biological process (GO): UDP-N-acetylglucosamine biosynthetic process
Cellular component (GO): endoplasmic reticulum; endoplasmic reticulum-Golgi intermediate compartment; Golgi apparatus
Molecular function (GO): glucosamine 6-phosphate N-acetyltransferase activity; monosaccharide binding
Source: RefSeq, a predicted model, not a curated record
GGGUGAGCUGCUGAGCGGAGCCGGUGUGCGGAACGUGGUUAUGCUGGAAGGGGCAAGGCCGAUUUGGGUCGGGGCUGAUUCGCUGUUCGCUCGGCAAGGCCUUCAUUGCAAUCAUGAAACCUGAUGAAACACCUAUGUUUGAUCCAAGUCUAUUGAAAGAGGUGGACUGGAGCCAGAAUACUGCAACAUUUUCUCCAGCCAUUUCCCCAACACACCCAGGAGAUGGUUUGGUUUUGAGGCCUCUUUGUACUGCAGAUCUGAACAGAGGAUUUUUUAAGGUACUUGGUCAGCUGACAGAAACUGGAGUGGUCAGCCCUGAGCAAUUUAUGAGAUCAUUUGAGCAUAUGAGGAAAUCAGGGGAUUAUUAUGUUACAGUUGUGGAAGAUGUCAAUAUAGGGCAGAUUGUUGCUACAGCUACUCUGAUAAUAGAACAUAAAUUUAUCCAUUCAUGUGCAAAGAGAGGAAGAGUAGAAGAUGUUGUUGUGAGUGAUGAAUGCAGAGGGAAGCAACUGGGAAAACUGUUAUUGUCAACUCUUACUCUGUUAAGUAAAAAACUGAACUGUUACAAAAUUACCCUUGAAUGUCUUCCACAAAAUGUUGGUUUUUAUAAAAAGUUUGGAUAUAAUGUAUCUGAAGAAAACUACAUGUACCACAGGUUUCUAAAGUAGUGAUAGCAAGAAUCAUUUUUAGAAUGGAAGCAAGGAAAUUUUUUGCAAUUAGAUUAUUAUAGAAAAAUCAAAGUAUUUUAUUGCUACAAAACCAGUGACACCUCUCCUCCCCCCCCCCCUAAAAUACUGGACAAAUAUUUUAUUCUACAAGUUUGGCAUAUUAUUUACUAGAAGAUUAAAUUGGAUUGGUAGAGCAUGCUGUGACAUUGGACCAUAAAUGAAUUAUGAAGGAGAUGACUUUUAACCAAAGGAAUAUAUUUUUAAAUUGAAAAUUUUCCUGUAUUUUUCUAAAGUUGGGCUUUAUUUCUUUGUAGUCGAAGUAUAUUUACUAUCUUCUUAUUCAAAAAAUACCGAUUGUAUAAGAUAAUAUCCUGUAGUGUACAAAAGUUUUUAGAUAAUUAGUUUCCUUAGUUAUUAACAAAAGCUUAUACUGAUGGGUUUAAUUGCAGGCUGACUUCUUGAACACAGAACUUGGGGAGCUUGGCAAAUAUCAGAUAAAACAUUCCACUAAAGUAUUUUAAUUUUAUUUAAACCUAUUGAACAUAUUGGGGAGAGGGGAAAUGAUGAGAUUGAAAGAAGUUAGCUGUGAAAUACAAUGUACUAAUUUUAUCCUACCAUGUCAGAACAAUUUGACUUCCACAGAAUUGAGGCAUCUGCAUCUAUAUUUAUCUGAUACAGUAGUACUUGUUUCCCUCGAUCCUGAAAAAACAUCUCUCAUAGCUUUUCAAUUUUUACCAAACAUCAAAUUUCAGCUAUCCUUUUUUGAUGAACAUUUUAUGGGAAAAUCACAUUGCUUUUGUUUCAUUCAUAAAAUUUGAUGGGGAUUUUUUCAGUGAUAACAGGCACUUUUGGUUAGAUGCUAUUUUCUGAUUUUUUUUAGUAUCAAAAACCUAAAAUUACUAUUCACAUGGAUAGUAUAUUCUGAUAGAACUAUAAAGUUUUUCAUGUUUUUCCUUCUAAUAUUUCUUGAACUUCUAGGUCCUCAGGUAAUGGCUGGUGUUAUUUAGAUAUUAGCUAUUUGUAAAUUAAUUAAAGAUCAUCUUUAUUCUUCA